This is a messenger RNA of Purpureocillium lilacinum, 1518 nucleotides long. RefSeq lists its product as uncharacterized. Lineage: Eukaryota; Fungi; Ascomycota; Sordariomycetes; Hypocreales; Ophiocordycipitaceae. The record is from RefSeq and is a predicted model, not a curated record. Gene Ontology annotation, molecular function: oxidoreductase activity, acting on paired donors, with incorporation or reduction of molecular oxygen, reduced flavin or flavoprotein as one donor, and incorporation of one atom of oxygen; heme binding; iron ion binding.
AUGCAGGUCACAACGGACAACGCGGCUUGGACGCUCUACGUGCUGCUGGCCACGGUUUUCGCUGUGGGCAUCGCUCGUUGGACCCGGAAGUUGCAAUCUCGACGUGCUUUCGCCAAAUCCCGGGGAUGCCUGCCGCCACGAAGCCGGGCACCAGUCAAGGACCCCAUCUUUGGCCUCGACUUUAUCUACGACGCAAUCUUCAACAAGUCGUCAGACAGGUACCUGGAGGGCACACUCAAGUCCUUCCGAGAACUCGGCACGACAUACACCAUGAGCCGCUGGGCCAUGAGUGUCUUCUACACCUGCGACAGUCUGAACAUGAAGCAAGUCUUGGCUGGCUCGUUUGAGGACUUUGGCCUCCCAGGCACGCGGGUUACAGCACUGAGCUCCUUCGUCGGAGAUGGAAUCUUCACGUUGGACAACGACCCAUGGUACCAUGCCAGGGUGUCGUUGAAGCCAAUGGUGGCGAGGUCGGACAAGGAGACAAUUCAUGGCAUCCUCGAGCACAAUUUCCAAGCCAUGCUGCGGCUUCUCCCAACCGACGGCUCGUCGGUCAACCUCCAAGACAUCUUCUUCCGCCUCGUCAUGGACUUUGCCACCGAGUAUCUCACCGGCAACUCUACCCGUAUGCUUGACAACGAGGGCGCGCGAGGCGACACAGCUCAACAAUUCGUGUCUGACUACAUGACAUGCUCCACUGAGGUCAUCACCCGACUCGGUCUUGGCCCUCUACAACACUUGAGGUUCAACAGCAACGCAAACAAGGCCAAGAAGGCAGUGUUUGGCUUCCUUGAUGCCUUUAUUGACGACUCCCUUCGCAAACGCGCCAUCGAAGGAACGAGCGACCGCGACGACUUCUUGACCCAGCUCACGGGGAUGACGACGGACCGCAUGGUCCUGAGGAACCAGCUUCUGCACAUCCUGAUUGCCACUCGAGACACUGUGGCGAGCACUCUGAGCAACUUGUUCUUUGUUCUUGCAAGGAACCCGCAAUGUUACGGUAAGCUCAGAGCGGAGGUGUUGGCCAUCUCGGGGACCGGGCCUCCCUCCACUGGCCAGCUGAAGCAGAUGGAGUACGCGCGCUGGUGCGUGAAUGAAUCGCUGCGACUGCAUCCGGUUAUCCCAAUCGGCGGCCGACAGGCGAGGCGAGACACUGUUCUCCCGCACGGCGGCGGAGCCGACGGAGAGUCACCCCUCUUGGUCCCAAAGGGCACCAUCGUCAUGUUCAACGUGUACGCCAUGCACCGCGACGACAAAGUCUUUGGUGCCAACGUGGAAGCAUUCAGCCCGGAGCGAUGGGAGAAUCUUCGCCCUGGCUGGGCAUACCUGCCGUUCAGUGGAGGACCCAGGAUCUGCAUGGGACAGCACAUUGCACUCACUGUCAUGCAGUAUGUUUUGGUCCGGAUGGCGCAAAGCUUCUCGUCAAUCGACGGGGUGGGUGACGGUGACUGGGUGGAGCAGUACGCGCUGGCGACGACGUGCCGGGGAGGCGUUCACGUAAAUUUGCGCAAGGCGUAG